GAAAAAACGAAAUUGUAUGUACUGGUGACAUUUUUGGGGUUAUCGAAGAGGAAGCAGCGGUAUCCACAUGAGAAAAUCAGGUUCCAUGGUUCGUAAGCGGUACUACAGCUAGGACUGCUACUGUUACUAGUAUCUUGUCUUAGGCUGCAGCAGCUUCUGGCUGAGGCUGUGGCUGGUAUUAAGUAAAUCAAUCUUUGAAUUUUUAAUGUGUUUUAAGGGAGGGGUCUUAAAAGGAAAAGAGAGAUAAAGAAAGGGGAAAUGCAAGGAGCGUAGGGUAAAGCAAAAGAAGAGGUCUUUCUCAUACGCAGAUCCCUAUGGAAUGGAGUAAGGAUGCCCGGCAUAGCUUGCUGGAACUCAUUCUUUUUGUUUAGUUUAAAGGAACUUGCUUUGUUUCUCUUUAGAUAUCUUUUCAGUGAGAAAGAAAAAGAGAGAGAGUCUCUCAUGCAUAUAGAAUAGAUCCAGUUGCAGGAGUUUUGGAUUUAUAUUAGAUGUGUUGUUAGAUUUGGUUCAAUAACUGCUGCAGCUACAAAACAAAAACACCCCAGUGUUCUUAUUCCUCUUCUUUUUAUUCUUUUCAAAAUGGAGUGAAGCAAGGAGAUGGUUCGUUUAUGAUUAGUUUAGUAGUUUCCCAAUGAUUGAGUUGUCAUGCUCUAGAGAAACUUGCCUAGAAUCUUUGCUAAGUUGGAAAGAAGCAGCAUAGUUAGAAUAUGAAGUCCAUGAGUAACGAUGAUAACAAUAACAACAACAGUAACAAUACUAACUGGUUAGGCUUUUCUCUCUCUCCUCACUUGAAAAUGGAGGUUAGCAACCAAGACCCUCAUCACCAUACACAGUCUGCUUCUGAUGCUGCUGGUGUUACCACAGCAGUUCCAGCAAGCUUUUUUCAAUCUCCAUCUCAUCUUAAUUAUGGACUUUAUUAUGGAGUUGAAGGAGAAAAUGGUGGCUUGUACUCUCACUUUCCUGUAAUGCCACUGAAGUCUGAUGGGUCUCUUUGUUUAAUGGAAGCUCUUGGCAGAUCACAGCCACAAGCAAUGGUUCCUACUUCAACUCCAAAACUGGAGGAUUUCUUUGGGGGUGCAGCCAUGGGGGCCCAUCACUAUGAAAGCAGUGACAGAGAAGCUAUGGCUCUAAGUUUAGACAGCAUGUAUUACCAUCAAAAUCCGAAUCAGGAACACAACAAUCAAAAUUGCCUAGAGCACCUGCAGCAGUCCUCCAGGCAACAGCACCAACAGCAGUUUCAGGUCCAACAAUACCAAUAUCACUCAGGAUAUAGAAACCAAGAAAUGUUACUAGGAGAAGAAGCUAAAGAAGCCCAUCUUACAGAUUGCAAUCUUCAGCUCCCAACCAUGGCCAAUGAUGGAGCACCUGGAAUGAAGCACUGGGUUUCAAGAAACUACUCCACUGAGCAUGCAAUGCAUCACAAGAUGAUUGGCCGCAUGGGUGAUAAUGGAGCUGAAUCUGGCUUUAUUGGUGCAAUGGCAUAUGGAGAUUUACAGUCUUUGAGCUUGUCCAUGAGUCCUGGCUCACAAUCAAGCUGUGUGACUGGUUCACAGCAAAUCUCACCUACUGCAACUGACUAUGCAGCCAUGCAAACCAAGAAAAGAGGACCUGAAAAGGUAGAUCAGAAGCAAAUUGUCCACAGGAAAUCCAUUGAUACUUUUGGGCAGAGAACCUCUCAAUAUAGAGGUGUUACAAGACAUAGAUGGACCGGAAGAUAUGAAGCUCAUCUAUGGGACAACAGUUGCAAGAAGGAGGGGCAGAGCAGGAAAGGAAGACAAGUUUAUUUAGGGGGUUAUGACAUGGAAGAGAAAGCUGCAAGAGCUUAUGAUCUAGCUGCACUCAAGUAUUGGGGACCCUCCACUCACAUCAAUUUCUCAUUGGAAAAUUACCAAAAAGAACUUGAAGAAAUGAAGAACAUGACUAGACAGGAGUAUGUUGCUCACUUGAGAAGGAAAAGCAGUGGAUUCUCAAGGGGAGCUUCAAUGUACAGAGGAGUGACAAGGUCACAUCAUCAACAUGGAAGAUGGCAGGCUCGGAUUGGUAGAGUUGCAGGGAACAAGGACCUUUAUCUUGGAACAUUUAGCACUCAAGAGGAAGCAGCUGAGGCUUAUGACAUAGCAGCCAUCAAAUUCCGUGGGGUGAAUGCUGUGACGAACUUUGACAUAACAAGGUACGCAGUGGAAAGAAUCAUGGCAAGCAAUACCCUUCUUACCGGAGAACUCGCUAGGCGAAACAAAGAUAUAGCACCUGGUAAUGACGCUAUCAGUCACAACCUUUUAACCGAUAACAGCAAUGGUGAAACCAAUAUUUCACCAAAGAACAAUGAAGUUCAACCAGACUGGAAAAUGGUGCUGUAUCAGUCCUCUGAACAGCAACUUGAGCAGAAGCAACCAAAUAUUAUUGACAGCUAUAAGACUCAGACUUUUUCGUUGGCCCCAGAAAACAUGGUUGGGAUUGACACAAUCAGCUCAGGCCAGAGAGAGGUGGAUGAUUCAAGCAAGAUAGGGACUCACUUGUCGAAUGCUUCUUCAUUGGUAACUAGUUUGAGUAGCUCAAGAGAAGGUAGCCCAGAUAGGAGCAGCCUACCAAUGCCGUUUGCCAUGCCUCCUCCAUCAUCCAAGUUGUUCACUAGUUCAGCAAAUACUGUGAAUUCUUGGAUUCCUUCAGCUCAGCUGAGGCCUGCACUCUCCAUGCCUCACAUGCCAGUUUUUGCUGCUUGGACAGAUGCAUAGAUUAGACGUUUUGGUAUAGUAGCAAAAAGUUUUUUUUUUUUUUUUUUGGCAUGGAAAAAAAUUCAUCAGGAAAAAGAAAGUUUGGUCUUUUGUGAGUUUUUCCUUAGUGGAGAAAGUUGAGGAGUUAAUGGAGGUAUAUGUGGGACCUGUUGUGAAGAAGAACAAAGUUUAAACUCAUAUCCUUUUUAACCUUCUCUUAUGAAGAUCUUGAAAAGAAAUUGGUAGAUGGAAAGCUUUAGAGACGUUACGAUUGA
This is a messenger RNA of Durio zibethinus, 2986 nucleotides long. The record is from RefSeq and is a predicted model, not a curated record. Lineage: Eukaryota; Viridiplantae; Streptophyta; Magnoliopsida; Malvales; Malvaceae.